Arachis ipaensis is the source of this 1034-nucleotide messenger RNA. Its product is annotated as F-box protein At1g67340-like. Gene Ontology annotation, molecular function: protein binding. The record is from RefSeq and is a predicted model, not a curated record. Lineage: Eukaryota; Viridiplantae; Streptophyta; Magnoliopsida; Fabales; Fabaceae.
AGAUCCUUGUAAAAGUAGAAAGAAAACGUGGUGGGUAUUUCUCACAUGUUUCUGUUUCCUAUAAAAACAGAGAACGCUCUUAUCUCUUUCUUGAAUUCUUGACUCACACAAGAACAAGAAGGUUUGGUUUCUCCUUCAAUGGCUGAUUUGGGUGUCAUCAAUAACAAGAAGCAGAUGAAGAAGAAGAAGAAGAAGCAAGUAGGUCAGGAUCAUGUGUUCCCUUCUUCUUGUUCUUUCUCUUCUGGCAUAAAAUUCCUUCCGAAUGAGUUGUUGGUGGAGAUUUUCGGGAAGGUGGCAUCACAAUCCAUUGUUGAUCUGUGCAAGGUGAAACUGAGUUGCAAGGAAUUUCUCCAGGCGGCGGAGAACGAUCACGUGUAUCAGCGUGCAUCCAUGGAGAACUUUUCCCUCGUGCCACUUCCAUGGUUCACCGAGCAGAAAGAAUGUUGGUUCUUGAAGCGGUGUAGAGAAAGUGGGAAUUUGGAGAUUGCAUAUCGCGAAGGAAUGGUGGAAUAUUUCAGUUCCGGCGACGUUGAUCGGGGUCUUGAGAAAUUGAAGAAGGCUGCAAUGAACGGCCACGAUGAAGGAAAGUAUGUUUAUUCAAUGAUUCUGAUGUGCAGCGAUAAAGAGAGAAAACAGGGACUUGAACUGUUUCUUACGUUGAAUGCGUCCACGUGCAUAAGAAGGUGUAGAAAGAGGGUUAAGUAUUUUGUUAGGAGCAUGUGGCUCAAUAACAUUCCUAUGCUUAAUCAUCAUUCUUUCUUGUGUUCUUCCACCACAUGCCAAACCAGUGGCAAAAUGAUGCUCAAUUAUAAUCUUAAUCUUUCAACAAAAUGGUGGUCUUCCUCCGAUCAAGAUCAAUGGCUUCGUACUAUUUCCUGUCACUACUGCCUUGCAGAUUAUGAACUACUUUUAUUUUCCCAAAUCUUCCAACCACAUUAUUAGGAAAUUGUGAAAAACAUUCCAAUAUAAUUAUAAAUUAUAUAAUUAGGAAAUUGUGUAUUAGUUUCAAAAUUUCAUAGUGCUGAUUAUGUUAA